GCCACCACCGACCCCGAGCGACGCCCCGCCCCGUGACGUCACCACCCGCGACGUGACCACGCCCCCUGCCGGCCGGGCGAGCCAGCAGUAGUUGCAUGAGAUGCUGCCAAGCGCUGGGAUGUACUACUUCCCAUGGGAGAUCAACAGCUCCAUGCCAGAAGGGGAAGCACUGAGGACAUUUGGCAGGCUAAGCUGCUAUGACCUGGCCCGAUCCAAAGCCAUUCUCAGCACUCAGCAUGGCUCAGCCCAGCACCACGUCCACAUCGACACCACGCUGGUGGAACCAUUUGAAGCCCAGCUGGGAUCACUCUACGUUGUCCUGGGAGAAGCUGAACACAGGGAAGGUGAGAGUCCUGUGAUAAAAGCCCGAAUAUUGACCUGUGUGGAAGGGAUGAACGUGCCCUUGCUGGAACAGGCCAUCCAGGAGCAGAGGAAGUACUUCCAGGAGAGGCAGCAGCAGAUGGAAUCUGAGAGAAGUCACUGAAUGGGGAAGUACAUGAAGAUUGAACCAGUACCUAAAUGAGGAGCUGCCAGUUGUGAGCAGACUCUGGGAAGGAAGUUUGCUGUUUAAGAGAGUGGAUAAGGAAAGAGAGUGCAUGGCUUACAGCAGUCCCUUUGUAAUUCAGGGCUUGGAGAGGUCAGUAAAAGGCAAAGUCUCUGAAUCUGUAGUUAAACAUCUGCACACAUCCGCAUAUGCUGCCAACGCACAGCAAAUGGGAGGUAAAGGGCAGUGGUGCAAAGUUUGUUAACCCUGCAUGGCUGUGGGUACACGAGUGCACGUAUUGGGUUGUGGUGACUCAGCUGCCACACAGCAGCAUUCCUGGAAAAACACUCAGGUUUGAACCGAACAACAAAGGAACAAGAAGAGCAAGGAGCCUCUCCUUCACUAGAACUGCCUUUUAGAGAGUUCAAGAGCCUGCAUCCAAUGUGCAUGGCAUGGCAUUGAAUGUUUGCACUGCCCUGAGAACAAUCAAUUGACUUUCUUCCUUGACACAUCUAAGUUUAAGAGACCUUAAAUCAUUAUAUUUUUGCAAGCAUUUUGAUUGAUAUUUUCCUAAAUAAAGAUGAAAAGAGAACGUG
Molecule: messenger RNA, 1080 nt
Organism: Coturnix japonica (Japanese quail)
Lineage: Eukaryota; Metazoa; Chordata; Aves; Galliformes; Phasianidae
Gene: TEN1
Product: TEN1 subunit of CST complex
Biological process (GO): negative regulation of telomere maintenance via telomerase
Cellular component (GO): CST complex
Molecular function (GO): telomerase inhibitor activity; telomeric repeat DNA binding; single-stranded DNA binding
Source: RefSeq, a predicted model, not a curated record